Messenger RNA from Exophiala mesophila, 3103 nucleotides. RefSeq lists its product as uncharacterized. Bases 1 to 2919 code for a protein of 972 amino acids. Gene Ontology annotation, biological process: proteolysis. The transcript is spliced from 6 exons. Lineage: Eukaryota; Fungi; Ascomycota; Eurotiomycetes; Chaetothyriales; Herpotrichiellaceae. The record is from RefSeq and is a predicted model, not a curated record. Gene Ontology annotation, molecular function: serine-type endopeptidase activity.
AUGGAGACUCGCUGGGGCCGCCGCGCAAAAACAGCAGCUGCCACAGGUCCUGACAAGCUUCGUGCCUUCCUUCGUGAACCCUACGAGCCGCGAAAUGAUGCGGCCUUUGCUCUCCUUCACUACAUCUCGCUUCACCAUCAUAACAACGACCUGAUCGAUGCAUACUUCAGUGUCUUCAGUCCCUCACCAACCUCCCCUCGCUACCAUCGCUUGAGGAGUGAAGAAGCUCGCCCAGUUCUGGACAGGCUGAGCACCCCAUAUAUCAAUGAGGACCUUUCUCUCUAUGGCAUCUUCAAGGAGUCCGUCUUUGCUGCCAAUCAAGCUCGAUCUGCCGAUCCUUACGAUGCUCCAUCAAACAUUCCGCCCUUGACCCAGUUGAUCUGGGACAGAACAAAGUCCCAGCUUUAUUGUCAAGGCGCUGUCAUUGCCUGUGUCGAAUUUGGCCUCCAUGACCUGCUGCAGCAGGUCCUUGCCGAGAUCCAGACCCGGCACCAUGAUCACAACGACCAACAACUAGCCAUCCUCUUUCAACUACCCCAGAUCUGUGCAUACACCGCCAUUGGCAACGCCAUUUUCAGGAAGCGAAUCCAGUGUUUCCAGACCUUGCACCUCACCAUCGAAGGCGCCGCCGACUACAUCCUCUCCCACCCGAAUGUCGUCACCAUGGGAAAUAUAGAAGUCUCCCCACUCCUCCAUUGGAGCCUAGAUUUUAUCAAGCAACGUCUGACUCUCCAAGGUGCAAGCGACCAUGAUUUUGAGCAGGAGGAGGAACUACUACGGAGACUCAUCGAUCUCGAGCCCCAAUUGCUCACACAGCAAGACAUAGACGGCCGAACUCCUUUGCGCCAAGCACAAGACACUCAAGAGUCAGUACGACUCCAGACCCACAAAAAGGACUACGAGCAGUUGGAAGCUAUUGUCCGAGAUGGCAUCUAUCACCGUCUCAAGGAUCCCGAAGAAUGGAGACGCGCCCUCUACUCCAGGUCAGCUCUUGACGCAAAUCAAGGUGAGUUCCAUGACACCGCUGAUCGGGAAGUCCAAUGCUCAAGCCUGUCAGACAAGGAAGUCAGCCUUGAUCUGUCCGAUUUCAACUAUGGCCCACAAUAUUUCCAGCACUUCCUCGACCAUCUCGAAACUUUCCACGAUAAGCUCAAAUUACACGGCCGCACUUGGGAAUUUGAAACCACCUUGUUGUUUCUCAUUCUUCCCAAUCUCUCCAGAGCCAACGGCGAAACACAAUUGAUGCAGGAUACACACCGGUCGUGUUUGGCGCGCUUCUUGCUCUGGUUGCGCAACAAGGGCGUGAAGCGAAUCAUCAAGCUGAAAUUGCCCGACAGCUCCUGCCGUUACACCUACGAAUGGGUGUACCAGAACAUCCUGAGCUUUUUCGAAGUAGAUGAGCUCGACUGGACGCGACUGGACGUCAGGCUUGACGGCUUUGCGGCUCCUUCUGUUUGGACAACUUUUCCCAGACUCCUAGCAUCUGUUACCGGCCUCGGAAUGGUCAAGCAGCCAGAUAUUACGCCAUCCACCACCACGGACGGUCGUGGCAGCGCCAUAGUUCGAGCUAUACAUCUAUAUUCUCAUGACAAGUUCGACAACAACAAGAUGGCCUUUCUUGACCCCAGGAAGCUGCCUUGUUUCGAAAAGCUUGAGACAAUCUACCUAAAUCUAGUGUGUGAGAGAACCGAUGAGGCAUCGAUCUAUGACAUGACAAAGUCUGAGCUGUGGCGAGACCUCCUAUGCGAUGAAUCGAGAAGACGUGGCUCCGAAGUCGUCCUAAGUAAAGGACCCCGUGUUCUCACCUGGCAGGAGUUUGCGCUGGAGCCUGAAUUUAUUCUGCCUCAAGCAAAUCAAGAAUUCAAGCUCUUGCAGGACCUUGCACCAUGCCGCGACUUCCUUUUUUCGCUGCGAAGCAUGAAGAAUAACCCCGUCGAUCCACAAACGAAACAUUGUCGGGCCGUGUUCCAAGACAAGAGCAAACGCGUCAAAAUUGCCGUUAUUGACAAUGGCGUGGAUCAAAUGGCGACCAGCUCCGCCAACAUUGUUAGAGGCGCCUCCUUUGUCCGUAGCGCAUCGGAGCCCAUGUCGAUUCUCCCGUGGUAUACACCUGUCCAUCCGCACGGCACGCAGAUGGCGGAUCUCAUCCGGUGUGUAAAUCCCUGGUGUGAACUCUUUCCCAUCCGAGUUGGCUCGCUCCGCAAAGAUGUAGACAUCCACGCGGCCGUUGAUGCAAUCGAAUGGGCUCUCGACAACAAAGUCGACAUUAUAUCGGCCAGUUGGAUUAUCAAGACGGACCAUAAGGGGGCCGAGAGAUUCAAAGCAGCCAUCCACAAGGCAACCGAACGAGGGGUGUUGGUGAUUUGUGCGACCGCCGACGUGGGUGCGCACGACAGCGGCGGGACCUGGCCGGCCAACUUUGCCAACGUCAUCUCCAUCUCUGCGUCCAACGAAUACGGCCUCCCAAUGCCGUGGUCGUUUCGCGACGUGGACGCGAUGCUAAUCGGCGAUCAGAUCAAGACCUCGGGUCCAGGUUACAUGCGACUUGGGGAAGACGCACGAGAGUCUGGGUCCUCAAUCGCCACGGCCAUUGCCGCGGGGCUUGCAUCCCUGUGCUUGUUCCUUGCCCGCAUGGCCAACGAGGACAACAAAGGAGAGCGGUUCAAGGACCGCCACGUGAUGCUGGCGCUGUUUCGCAUGAUGCAGGUCAAUGACGCUGACAAAGUCAUUGAACCAUCGAGGGUCUUCAACCGCGAAUUCAAGCCACCUGUGGGGUAUCAGGGAGGUCGUAAACCGCCGCCCGUGGGGUUAGAUAUCUUUCGGUGGCGCCAUUGGCAGAAUGUGGAUUUCGCUGACCGACGAGGGUCGAUUACAGUGAGCCGGCGGGCCCUGAGUCGGCAGUCGUCACUGUCCAGAUAAUUCAUGGGCACAUGUGCAAAUAUCACGCAUAGCGUUGCGGUAACAGAAAAAGUACGGCUAGAUACCCUAUCCGACGAGUACAGACAAUGCCAAGGAGUGUUUAUGCAUCCUGAGGAUGAUGUGCUUUCGUUUAGCCGGGCUCGGCAGAAGAACUGGACUACCUAGGGAGCCAAGAUUACAAUAU